Molecule: messenger RNA, 1826 nt
Organism: Vicia villosa (hairy vetch)
Lineage: Eukaryota; Viridiplantae; Streptophyta; Magnoliopsida; Fabales; Fabaceae
Product: GABA transporter 1-like
Exons: 7
Coding region: 171-1496 (441 amino acids)
Cellular component (GO): plasma membrane
Source: RefSeq, a predicted model, not a curated record
CGUCUCCUAGUAACGAAAAGUCCACACAAUACAAGAAUAAACAAGCAUGUAUUUAUGAACUUAAGACUAACGAUGUAGCAAAGUCCAACUAAAAGAAGACAAUUGAUAUUACAAUAUUUAGAGGAAAACCAAAAGCAUAGUAUAGUACUACUGAUUGUAGCUGAAACCGAAUGGGCUCAUGUUCACCAGAGCAUAUAUCAACGGUGGAGGAAGAGGAAGAGAAAAGAGAAGGAGUGAGUGGUAAAGGAACAUGGAAGCACGCAGCUUUCCAUGUUGCCACCACAAUUGCUACUCCUGCAGCUUAUGCUCCUUUGCCUUUUGCUCUUGCUUCUCUUGGUUGGCCUCUCGGUGUGAGUAGCCUAGUCAGUGCAACGCUAGCUACAUGGUACUCAAGCAUUUUGAUAGCUUCUUUAUGGAAAUGGAAUGGAGAUAAACAACUUACCUAUAGACAUCUUGCACAAAGCCUUUUUGGAUUUUGGGGGUAUUGGUCUAUUGCUUUAUUCCAGCAAAUUGCUUCUUUGGGAAAUAACAUAGCUAUCCAGAUUGCAGCUGGGAGCAGCCUUAAGGCAGUUUACAAGCAUUAUCACUCAGAUGGAAAAUUGAGCCUACAACAUUUUAUUAUUUUCUUUGGAAUCUUUGAACUAUUGCUCUCUCAACUUCCUGAUAUUCACUCACUCAGAUGGGUUAAUGCAUUAUGCACUUUUAGUACCAUUGGAUUUGCCGGUACAACCAUUGGUGUUACAAUUUACAACGGGAAGAAGAUUGAUAGAACAUCAGUUAACUACAGUUUGCAGGGUAGUUCUGCAUCUAAGUCUUUCAAAGCCUUCAAUGCUCUUGGAACCAUAGCCUUUUCAUUUGGUGAUGCAAUUCUUCCAGAAAUACAGAAUACGGUAAAAGAACCUGCAAAGAAGAAUAUGUACAAAAGCAUAUCAGCAGCAUACACUGUGAUUGUUUUGAGUUACUGGCAGUUGGCUUUCUGUGGUUAUUGGGCUUUCGGAUCACAAGUCCAACCUUACAUUUUGGCUUCUCUGUCCAUUCCAGAAUGGACUGUUGUUAUGGCAAAUUUAUUUGCAGCUAUUCAAAUUUGUGGAUGCUUUCAGAUAUAUUGCAGGCCAACUUACGCCUAUUUUGAGGGAAGCAUAAAAUCCAACAAAUCUCCAGGCCAUUUUCCUCUAAGAAGUCAACUGAUACGACUUUUUUAUACAUCCAUAUACAUGAGUCUUGUUACUCUUAUUGCUGCAGCUGUGCCAUUUUUUGGGGAUUUUGUGUCCAUUUGUGGGGCAAUUGGGUUUACUCCUUUGGACUUUGUGUUUCCUGCUUUAGCAUAUCUUAAAGCUGGAAGCAUAGCCAAAAACUCCAAAAUUGGAAUUUUGAUGAAGCUGUUAAACAUUUUAAUAGCUACUUGGUUCUCUAUUGUUGCUGUUUUGGGUUGUAUUGGUGCAAUAAGGUCCAUAGUGGAAGAUAUCAAGAACUAUAGGUUCUUCCAUGACAUGUAAAAAAAAUGCACCAACAUGGUUGAUUGAAGUUUUCUUUUUUUACUCCUUACAUGUAGAAUUCACGUGUUAAAAUAAUGCUCAAUCAGAUUUUAUUUACAUUGAGUUUUAAAUUUGCCAAAACUUUCUUCAUGCAGAAAUCAAAGGAUUAAGAAAAUAGUGAAUGCAAUGGUACUUUUGAGUUUGAUAGGAUAAAUAUUUAUUAUUUAAUCAUUUAAUACCAAGUCAUUUUUUUUGAGUUAGAAAAGACAGUCUAAUAGUCCAUAUUAGCAACUCUUGAUUAAAUCCAUAGCAAAAAUAUAUAAGGAAUCGAAAUCAAAAACAUUAUAACUU